AUGGAUUCUGACGCUGGCUCCAGCUGCAGUCGCUCUUCCUCCCCAGACAUUGUCGUGGAUGACUCUGCAGGCAGCUUUUUUUCCAACAAGAUGUUCCACCCGUAUCUACAGGACCACAGGGACGCCGGGAAGUCCGAGGGAAAGGUGAAGGGAAGUUCAGAGCUCAAUAAAGAGGAGAACCAGGAUUUGAGACUGAAGGUGAACAGCCGAGAGAGGAAGAGGAUGCAUGAUUUGAACCAGGCGAUGGAUGGGCUCAGGGAGGUCAUGCCCUACGCUCAAGGCCCAUCAGUGAGGAAGCUCUCCAAGAUCUCCACUCUGCUACUAGCUCGCAACUACAUUCUCAUGCUGUCCAGCUCGUUGGAGGAGAUGAAGAAGUUAGUGGGAGAUGUUUAUGGAGGCAGUGCGGCUGUACAACCCCGCGCCCCAGCUCAUCCAGUCAUGGCCUCCACAACUCCCGGGGCUCACCUUUCUUUGCACCCUCUGGCCCCGUCACUGCACUCGCUGGUGGGAAGCACACCCUUGUCUCUGCAGCACCACUCUUCUCAAACGGCCACAGCAGCAGCCCCAGCUUCACACUCGCCCUCACACUCCAGCAGCUUCCUGAGCUUCCACCCUUCAGUCCAGGGCCUCCUAAAGGAUUCCCUCCACAUGAACCACCACUCAUUCAGGCACUUCCCAGGCAUGCCCUGCCCCUGCUCACUGUGCCAACCACUUCCCACCACCACAUCCACGCUAUCCAGCCUGGCAUUGAACAAGUGA
Molecule: messenger RNA, 759 nt
Organism: Knipowitschia caucasica
Lineage: Eukaryota; Metazoa; Chordata; Actinopteri; Gobiiformes; Gobiidae
Source: the annotation of a GenBank genome assembly